Molecule: messenger RNA, 885 nt
Organism: Malassezia pachydermatis
Lineage: Eukaryota; Fungi; Basidiomycota; Malasseziomycetes; Malasseziales; Malasseziaceae
Exons: 1
Coding region: 1-885 (294 amino acids)
Biological process (GO): fungal-type cell wall polysaccharide metabolic process
Cellular component (GO): fungal-type cell wall
Source: RefSeq, a predicted model, not a curated record
AUGAAGCUUACUGUUUCCACGGCCGCUUGUGCGUUGGGAGCUCUUCUUGCUGCGCUCCCGGUUUCCGCUAAUUUCGAAUAUGGUCUUCCUUGGGCUGCCCCGAAUGACUGGGCUCCUUCGAUGACGAGCAAGACUAUUUCAUGGUACCACCACUGGGAGAUGGGUCGUGUUCCGACCAUCCGCUCUGAGGUUGAGUAUGUUCCAACUUACUGGGGUCCGGAGAAGAAGACUGACUGGAUUGCUCGCAAGAUUGAAAUUGCUGCGAACAAGCCGCGGCAUAUUCUUGCGUUCAACGAGCCUGAUAUCAAGGGUCAAGCUAACAUGAGCCCUGACGAUGCCGUGCAUGAGUUCAUGAAGGAGCUUCAGCCUUACGCUGAGGACGGUAUCCGCGUCAGCUCUCCCCAGAUGGUAUACAACAUGGCCUGGCUCAACGAGUUUAUGGAGAAGUGCCAGGACGCUGGCUGUGACGUUUCGUUCAUUGCUCUUCACUGGUACGGUGGCCCCAAUGACCUUGGUGCUUUCAAAAAGUGGGUCUCGGGUGUCCAUGACAAGUUCCAAAAGCCCAUCUGGAUCACUGAGUUCGGUUUGACCAACGACUCUAACCCUUCGGAUGACCAGGUGAACCAAUUUAUGGAGGAGGUGAUUACUUGGAUGUCGCAGCAGGACUAUAUUGAGCGUGCUGCUUGGAACGGCUGCUAUGAUAUCAACAACCCACCGGAUGAAUACGCCACUCCUCGCAACGCUUUCUUCGUUAACAGUGGUAGCCACCGAACCACUGCUAUUACUUGGCUGGCUGGUGUUGGUAACAGCAACCUUCUCUUUGCUGAAAAGAAGCACAAGAACAACCAUAAGCGCAUGCAGAGGCUUCGCAGCAAGAACAUGUAA